Messenger RNA from Mercenaria mercenaria, 3458 nucleotides. Its product is annotated as fibroin heavy chain-like. The transcript is spliced from 6 exons. Bases 110 to 2698 code for a protein of 862 amino acids. The record is from RefSeq and is a predicted model, not a curated record. NCBI's taxonomy places the organism in Eukaryota, Metazoa, Mollusca, Bivalvia, Venerida, Veneridae.
AAUAAAUAAAUGAAUUAAUCAGGGACGGAGUAAGCAACGGCAGUUAUAUAUAGAGCCAUGCUAGUUACAGUGAAGUAUUAAAGUCAGUCCUGUUGUGGUGGCGGACAUAAUGGACGUUGGAAUUUUAAUUAGAUUUGGGUUAUUUGCUCUUGUUUUAGGAAUACUACUAACAGGAAAUGAAGUUUUCGGGCAAGGGAACCAAAAUGAUCCUAAUCGGGGCGUACAAAACACUGGGACCGACGCUGGAGUGGAUGGGGCCGCCAGUAAUUCUAGUUCCGUUACUGGUGAAGUAAAUUCGGCCAAUGCAGUAAGUAAGGAAGGAGAUACUGGUUCCGGUUCCGGAUCUAGUGGACAAGCUUCAGGGGUCGAUGCGGGAUCUAGUGGAAAAACAGUUGGUGCAGACGCGGCAAUAAGUGGACAAGAGGCUGCCGAUGUUGGAUCAAAGGGAAAACCACCUGGUGCUGAUGCUGGAUCAAAGGGACCAGCACCUGGCGCCGAUCCUGGAUUUAAGGGGCCAGCAUCUGGCACCGAUGCUGGAUCAAAGGGACAAGCAACAAGCGCCGAUGCGGGAUCUAGUGGAAAAGCUGUUGGUGCAGACGCGGCAACAAGUGGACAACAAACUGCCGAUGCUGGAUCAAAGGGAAAAACACCUGGUGCUGAUGCUGGAUCAAAGGGACCAGCAUCUGGCACCGAUGCUGGAUCAAAGGGACAAGCAACAAGCGCCGAUGCGGGAUCUAGUGGAAAAGCAGUUGGUGCAGACGCGGCAACAAGUGGACAAGAAAUUUCCGAUGCUGGAUCAAUUGGAAAAACACCUGGUGCUGAUGCACCUGCAGCCGAUCCUGGAUUAAAGGGACCAGCACCUGGCACCGAUGCUGGAUCGAAGGGACAAGCAACAAGCGCCGACGCGGGAUCUAGUGAAAAAGCUGUUGGUGCAGACGCGGCAACAAGUGGACAAAAAGCUGCCGAUGUUGGAUCAAAGGGAAAAACACCUGGUGCUGAUGCUGGAUCAAAGGAACCAGCAUCUGGCGCCGAUCCUGGAUCAAAGGAACCAGCACUUGGCGCCGAUCCUGGAUCAAAGGGACCAGCACCUGGCACCGAUGCUGGAUCAAAGGGACAAGGAACAAGCGCCGAUGCGGGAUCUAGUGGAAAAGCAGUUGGUGCAGACGCGGCAACAAGUAGACAAGAAGCUACGGGAUCCGGAGGACAAACCGCUGACACCGAUGCAGUAUCUGGUGGACAAGCCACUGGUGUAGAUGUUGGGUCAAAGGGACCAGCAUCUGGCGUCGAUGCUGGAUCAAAGGGAAAAGUACCUGGUGCCGAUGCUGGAACAAAGGGAAAAACACCUGAGGUUGAUGCUGGAUUAAAGGAACCAGCACCUGGCGCCGAUGCUGGAUUAAAGGGAAAAAUACCUGGUGCUGAUGUUGGAUCAAAGGAACCAGCACCUGGCGCCGAUGCUGGAUUAAAGGGAAAAACACCUGGUGCUGAUUCUGGAUCAAAGGGACCAGCACCUGGCGCCGAUCCUGGAUUAAAGGGACCAGCAUCUGGCACCGAUGCUGGAUCAAAGGGACAAGCAACAAGCGCCGAUGCGGGAUCUAGUGAAAAAACAGUUGGUGCAGACGCGGCAAUAAGUGGACAAGAGGCUGCCGAUGUUGGACCAAAGGGAAAAACACCUGGUGCUGAUGCUGGAUCAAAGGAACCAGCACCUGGCGCCGAUCCUGGAUUAAAGGGACCAGCAUCUGGCACCGAUGCUGGAUCAAAAGGACAAGCAACAAGCGCCGAUGCGGGAUCUAGUGGAAAAGCUGUUGGUGCAGACGCGGCAACAAGUGGACAAGAAGCUGCCGAUGUUGGAUCAAAGGGAAAAACACCUGGUGCUGAUGUUGGAUCAAAGGGACCAGCACCUAACGCCAAUGCAGGAUCUAGUGGACAAGCGAGACAAGAUGCUGGUGCCGGUUCGGGAUCUAGCGGACAAGCAACUGGCGCUGAUGCUGGUAGCAAACCAAAUGGUCCUGAUGCCCAGCAGACUAUAGCUGAUACCGAGGUCGGGGAACAGGUUGAUACCGAAACCCCAUCGGGAGGCGGACAAGCAAGUGUCGGGCAAAGAACUGCUGCAGAAACAGCAGAAGGUGCAUCUAAUGGUGGAGAACCAACCGAAGCCCCUGAAAGGAGCCAGUCAAGUCAAUGCCAACAAUUUUCAUACCAAAAUGUGGGCAACAAAGUUGUCUUUGAUGUAGAGUUGGAUUGUCAUUUAUCAGUUGAUGUAGACACAGCAAAGACACCCAAGGGGAAGAGAAAAGGGAAGAAGGGCAAACCAGACAGAAACCUUGCUGAAAUGCAGACGUCAAAUGGAAAUAAAGCUGUGGAUGGCUUGUGCCCAAAAUUGGUGACGUAUACUAUGCCAGGUGGAAUCGUCCAUAUCAAGACGACUUCAAACUGCCUUAUUAUAAUAUACCCUGAGAGAAAAGCAACAGGACGGAAAGGAGCUGUUCCAAGAAAAGUUGUGUUCACGAAGGUAGAAACUGGAACUAAAGUAGGGAAGAAAACGUUUAAGAUGACCGGGAAGGCGGCCAAUAAAAGCAAACAAGUAAAUGAAACGAAAAAGGUGACUACGACAAAGAAAAUAGGACAGGGAAAAGGAACGAAAAAGGUGACUACGACAAAGAAAAUAGGACCGGGAAAAGGAAAAGGACAAGCAGUAUAAAACAGUGCCUGUGAAAAGGGUAUUGAAACUAAAUUUAAAGAUAAAGCUUGCAAUGAUCUGUGUCGGAAGCAUUAUAGUUCUUCUACAACUUGAGGACAACUCUGUGCCGUAUAAAAGUCUUCACAUGUUGUACGGAAAAGUACCUGCUUACUGGACACUAAAAUAAGUUGCAAAUAGCAUUUUAAUGCAGUAACGGAUUAUUUAUAUAAAUAUAUCUUUUUUUAGUAUACACAAGUAUGAACGAAUGCAUAAGUAAGACUUUGUUGAAGUUUCACUAAUACAUGUUAUGUAUACAUGUCGUAUUUUAUCAUGUCUGUGCGUUAUGGUCGUAAAAUGCAUAAGUCAUAUAAUGACAUUAUUCGACUUUGAUGGGUUCUCGGAAACACUUUUGUACAUAUUUUAUCAAAGGGGAAAACAUACCUAAUGAUUAAUUGAUUUUAAAUGAAAGGCAUCACCAAGCCUUUCAUAACGCUGAAAGAAUGUUUAAAAUCGGACCACUCUUAAUGUAAAUCAAAAAUAGACUUGGCAAUUUGAACUUUUAGAAAAAGGUUGAUCACGGAAGCAGCAACAGUUUCAGUUUGUUUAUGACGUCAUUUACAAACAACCUUUUAAACAGAUUUUAAUCUCGGAAGUUUCUUGAGUUUAAGGUAAAAAGCGCAAUCAUUUCUUUCGUUUUACAAAACGUAAAGAAAAUAUUUGACAGAAAGAAGGAAAUGCAGUUUAAAUGAAUACGAAAAAAUAAAUAAAAUCUGCCAUUUUA